This is a messenger RNA of Neltuma alba, 2386 nucleotides long. RefSeq names its product 2-isopropylmalate synthase 1, chloroplastic. Gene Ontology annotation, cellular component: chloroplast. Lineage: Eukaryota; Viridiplantae; Streptophyta; Magnoliopsida; Fabales; Fabaceae. The transcript is spliced from 13 exons. Gene Ontology annotation, biological process: L-leucine biosynthetic process. The record is from RefSeq and is a predicted model, not a curated record. The coding region runs from base 152 to 2041 and encodes 629 amino acids. Gene Ontology annotation, molecular function: 2-isopropylmalate synthase activity.
AAAAACCGCCGGCCCUCGCUCAGCGUUGUCGUCUCCGAACGCUCUACUGAAAGAUAACAUUCUGGACUGAAACAGUGGGACACUUAACCCCAGUUGUGACUUGCCCAUUCUUCUUCUAGGGUAUUGAUCUCUCUCCCUCGCCGGUUCGUCAAUGGCGACUGUUUUCCGUGGACACGUUCCAUCGUCGCCCAUAGUCUCCUCCAUUUCCUCUCUCAACUCCAACAAUCACUCUUCCCACACUCUCCUUUACUUCCCUCAAAUCUCAAACCCCACAUUUCCUUCAUCAUCCGCCAUUAUAACCAACUCAAAGGUUUCUUUUCCUAAAUCCACUAUCAUUGCCUGUUCUCAAUCUCAGAACAACACCCCCUCUCGCCGUCGCCCUGAAUACAUUCCUAGUCAUAUCCCCGACCCCAACUAUGUCCGGAUCUUCGACACCACACUCCGCGACGGUGAGCAAUCCCCCGGAGCUUCCAUGACCUCUAAGGAGAAAAUAGACAUAGCGCGCCAGCUUGCCAAGCUUGGUGUGGAUAUUAUUGAGGCGGGUUUCCCUGCUGCAUCCAAGGAUGACUUCGAGGCUGUCAAAAUGAUAGCCAAAGAGGUUGGAAAUGCUGUUGACGAUGAUGGGUACGUGCCUGUCAUUUGCGGUUUAUCCAGGUGUAACGAGAAGGAUAUUAGUACUGCGUGGGAGGCUGUGAAGCAUGCUAAAAGGCCAAGAAUCCAUACCUUUAUUGCUACCAGCGCAAUUCACAUGGAGUAUAAGUUGAAAAAGACCAAGGAGCAAGUGAUUGAGAUUGCCCGGAACAUGGUUAAGUUUGCUCGGAGUUUAGGCUGCGACGACGUGGAGUUCAGUCCCGAAGAUGCUGGGAGAUCGGACAGGGAGUUUCUGUAUCAAAUAUUAGGGGAAGUAAUCAAGGCUGGUGCAACGACGUUGAACAUACCUGACACGGUCGGUAUAAAUAUGCCUAGCGAGUUUGGAAAAUUGAUUGCUGACAUAAAAGCCAAUACUCCAGGAAUUGAAAAUGUUAUCAUUUCAACCCACUGUCAAAAUGAUUUAGGACUUUCUACUGCCAACACCUUAGAGGGUGCACGUGCUGGUGCAAGGCAAUUGGAAGUAACAAUUAAUGGGAUAGGUGAGAGGGCUGGCAAUGCAUCAUUAGAAGAGGUUGUGAUGGCUCUAAAAUGUGGGAAAGAUCAUGUCUAUGGAGGUCUUUAUACAGGAAUUAAUACACGUCACAUCUAUUUGACAAGCAAGAUGGUUGAAGAGUACACUGGUUUGCAAUUGCAGCCACACAAGGCUAUUGUAGGCGCUAACGCUUUUGCUCAUGAAAGUGGCAUUCAUCAGGAUGGAAUGCUAAAACACAAAGGUACAUAUGAAAUAAUGGCUCCAGAGGAUAUUGGGUUUGAAAGAUCCGAUGAAGCUGGUAUUGUUUUGGGGAAGCUUAGUGGGCGCCAUGCCUUAAAAAGACGGCUUGAAGAGCUUGGUUAUGAACUUAAAGAAGACCAAGUUGAAAAUAUGUUUUGGCGUUUCAAAGCAGUCGCUGAACAAAAAAAGAGAAUCACUGAUGCUGACCUACGAGCAUUGGUAUCAGAUGAAAUUUUUCAGGCCGAACCUAUCUGGAAGUUUGAGGCUUUGCAGGUGACAUGCGGGACUCUUGGCCUGUCGACAGCAACUGUCAAACUUAUUGAUGCUGAUGGUCAAGCUCAUGUUGCUUGUUCUGUUGGUACUGGACCAGUGGAUUCAGCUUACAAGGCUGUUGAUCUCAUUAUAAAGGAACCAGUGGCACUUUUGGAGUACUCGCUGAAUGCAGUUACAGAAGGCAUAGACGCAAUUGCCACAACCCGUGUUGUAAUUCGAGGGAAAGCAAGACAUCCAUCGACCCACGCGUUAACAGGAGAAACAGUUUACAGAACAUUUAGUGGCACGGGGGCUAGCAUGGACGUUGUUGUGUCAAGUGUCAAGGCUUAUGUUUCUGCAGUAAACAAGAUGUUGGAUUUCAGCGAAAAGUCCAUCUCAGCUGAAAGAACCAAAGUUGCUGUAUGAAGCAGUUAUGCUUUAUUCCUGAUGCUGCUUGGAUCACAGCGCUUAGUGAUUUCCUGGUAUCUGUGGAAAGAGGAUCAAGUGCUCACUGGAUAGUUUGAGCUAAUUGGAGCUUCCGGAUCUUUGUCUAGCAUCUCCAUGCUUGUGGAUUGGGACUGUAUUCUAGAACUUGCUAGUUAUACAGCAGCAAUGUUCGCUGUAAAUGUUGGGAUCUAAGAUUGGGGGUGAUAUUUUUGCACGGAUAUAAUUUUCUUUUUUGAGGAUUUGGAAAGAUAUUUGCAGACAUAUUUGAGUGUUUUAUGAAAAAUUAGAAAGCAAGUGACAUGAACAAUUUGAUUUCAUGUUUCA